GCGGCGCAGUCAGGGAGUUCUUUAAAGAUGGCCGGAGCGGCGGCGGUGGCUGCCGCGACCCCCGUGUACUGCGUGUGCCGGGAGCCCUACGACGUGAGCCGCUUCAUGAUCGAGUGCGACAUCUGCAAGGACUGGUUCCACGGCAGCUGUGUUGGGGUAGAGGAGCACCAUGCUGUUGACAUUGAUCUAUACCAUUGUCCCAACUGUGCAAUCCUUCACGGACCUUCUUUAAUGAAGAAGAGGAGGAACUGGCACAGACACGACUACACGGAGCUGGAUGAUGGUUCCAAACCGGUCCAGGCUGGAACGCGAACCUUUGUGAAACAGCUGCGGGCCCGCUCUUUCCCAAGUGCUGAUGAAGUCAUUUUGAAAAUGCAUGGCAGCCAGCUGACWCAAAGAUAUUUGGAGAAACAUGGUUUUGAUGUUCCAAUUAUGGUUGCUAAAUUAGAUGGGCUGGGGCUCAGGCUUCCUCCGCCAACUUUCUCCGUUUUAGAUGUGGAACGCUAUGUAGGUGGCGACAAAGUGAUUGAUGUAAUAGAUGUAGCAAGACAAGCAGACAGUAAAAUGAAGCUCCAUAAUUAUAUUAAAUAUUUCACAAAUCCUGACCGACCAAAAGUAUUGAACGUGAUCAGCCUGGAAUUCUCGGACACAAAGAUGUCUGAAUUGGUGGAAGUACCAGAUAUUGCCAGGAAGCUCUCCUGGGUGGAAAACUAUUGGCCAGAUGAUUCUGUCUUCCCUAAGCCUUUUGUUCAGAAGUAUUGUUUGAUGGGUGUCCAGGACAGCUAUACGGAUUUUCAUAUUGAUUUUGGAGGAACAUCAGUUUGGUACCAUGUGCUCUGGGGAGAGAAGAUAUUCUAUUUGAUCAAACCUACUGAUGAAAAUUUGGCUCUGUAUGAGUCUUGGAGUUCAUCUGUGACCCAGAGUGAAGUGUAUUUUGGGGACAAGGUUGACAAAUGUUACAAAUGUGUUGUGAAGCAAGGACACACUUUAUUUGUCCCAACAGGUUGGAUUCAUGCUGUGCUCACAUCUCAGGAUUGUAUGGCUUUUGGAGGAAACUUUUUGCACAACCUCAACAUUGGCAUGCAGCUCAGGUGUUAUGAAAUGGAGAAGAGGCUGAAAACCCCAGAUCUUUUCAAAUUUCCUUUCUUUGAAGCCAUCUGUUGGUUUGUGGCCAAAAAUUUACUGGAAACUUUGAAAGAACUAAAGGAAGAUGGUUUCCAGCCUCCAAGUUACUUAGURCAAGGAGUGAAGGCUUUACUUACUGCUUUAAAAUUAUGGAUGAAAAAAGAACUUGUAACAGAACAUGCCUUUGAAAUUCCAGACAACAUUAGACCUGGGCAUCUCAUAAAAGAGCUUUCAAAAGUCAUUCGUUCUGUAGAGGAGGAAAACAGCAAACCAGUUAAAACUCAGGGAAUUCUUGGUGUAUGUCCAUCCUCACGGUCGACACAUGACGGUACCUCCCCUCACCACCCUCGGCGACGGGUGAGGAAGCUGCGUGACCACGCAACCAAAACUCCUUCCAACCUGGACAUCCUGGAACUCCACACAAGGGAGGUCCUGAAAAGACUGGAGAUGUCGCCGUGGGAGGAGGAUAUAACAAACUCGAAACUGAACGGGAGAUUUAACAAGCCCUUUCAGCCGUCUUCUACGGUACCUGAAUGGCGAACGAAAGACAACGAUCUUCGCCUCCUGCUGUCAAAUGGAAGAAUAAUUAGAGAUGAGAGACGACCAUUUACAGAUCGAAGUCUUUACACAGCAGAUAGUGAAGAUGAAGAUGACAGAACAAGGUCAAAAAAGACGACSGUUAAGAUAGAAGAGCAGACCUCAGGAUUUGAAGGAGAAGGGAAUGCAGAUGCCCCCAAACCACUGAACAUGUUCUUUGAAAGUGUGAAAUCAGAACUCAGGAAUGGAUCCUCAGAAUACUCUGAUAUUUCUGAUUCAGAAGAAUCUGAGCCUGAUUGCACUACACAGAAGGAUUCCUCCACAGAGGAGUCGGAAAGCUCAGGUGAUGAAGAGAAACAGGAAGUAACAUCAAAUUUCAAAGAAGAAUUUAAGGUUACAAGAGACCUUUGUCAAACUACRCAGAAGCCAUCUAGAAAUGAAACUCCCAGUAAAAAGGAAUGUCCUACCUCGACAAGUACAGAAGAAGAAGCUAUUCAGGGCAUGCUUUCUAUGGCAGGAUUGCACUAUACCACAUGUUUACCAGGUCACACACAAAGCACAGACUGCACAGAUAAAAGAUUCUCUCUUCAGGAACACAGAAACUACCCCAGAAGUAAGCAUAAAGACAGACAGCCAUCGCAGAGCCACAAAACAGUAGAAUGUGGUAGGUCUGUGAGGGAAGAGGAAAGAGAUCUGGGGACUUCAGCAUGGGCUAGACAGCUGAGUGAAGCUUCCAGGAUUACCCCUCAGGAUGCAAGUAAAACAUACAAACAUGUGAAGAGAGAGGGUGCCUCAGAAGCCGGUCACAAGGUUCAGGAAAACAGGAAUAUCRCCCACAACAACGGCUUGAGUUUCCAGCACGGCAAGUACACCCGAGACUCCAGCCUAAUUCAAGGAGAAUGCCGGCUGAGUGACARCAGUCUUAGUCCUGACAGGCCCUAUGGGGAAACAUCCUUGUCUGUACCGCUUCAUCCCACCAAGAGGCCAGCAUCAAAUCCACCCCCUAUCAGCAACCAGGCGACAAAAGGCAAACGUCCAAAGAAAGGAAUGGCAACCGCUAAACAGCGCCUUGGGAAGAUCCUGAAGCUGAACCGGAACGGCCACGCACGCUUCUUUGUUUAAUGUAGCUGCUACUUCUACUACUGCUCUCUUUCCUACACAGACCAGUAUUGAGGUCAACAGAGCCUGGAGCUGCUGUUAAUCCUCUGCUUGAAGCAGACUUGCAUGUACCAUAUAAAACACUGCCUGAUGAACAAAAAAAAAAAAAAAAAAAAAUUUACCCAAUGCUGCAUUUUCACUGUGCCACACCUGCUCAGCAAUAACCAUAUGGGAACGGGGAAAUCUUCGGAGAGACGUGGACUGAGAAAGAGUCUCUCAUCAGGGCUUGAAUAUCAUUUGUUGCUGGUAGUGUCUGACCUAAUUCAUAAGGGCAAGAUGAUGAAGGUGGUUUAUCAAUAAUUUAUUUCUGAUAGAUUUUUGACAACUUUUAAAUUCAUUUAAAAAAAAGCUAUUUAUUUGGAAGACUUUUUGUGGGGGGUUAUUAAUUUAGAUUUAAGAAUGUGAAAGUUUUUAAUUGUUUUGAUAAUGUAUGUUUGGUGCAGUGGAGAGCCACAUUAAUGGUGAUUAGUCUGGACUCCUAAAUUUGAUAUUCAGGUUAUAGUCUUAACUAGGGGUGAGAUGCAUUAUUAAUUAUUUUUAAAUUAAGGCAUAUGGAAUCUUAUUUUUUCCUGCUCUUUAUAAGCUAUUGGCUAGGCUUUUGUUGACUUGUAAGGUGCAUAUUCUCUGCCAGCUUGAUUAUUUUUGACCUCUUCUCUUUUAUACAGAUUUAUUUAUUUGAUGGACUAGAUGAGACUCUCCUAAAGACAGCAGAACCUUCUUAUGGCAGUCCAGUAGCUAACUUCUUUUAAACUGCACCCCUUUCCUUCAAAUUGGAGUUUAUGCUUUUACUCCUGGUGUGACGUUUGAUCUAGCUGUGAUGGUUUUCUCCUGUAAAAAAGGCUUCCUGAAUUGUAUUUAUGCAGAUUAUUUAAAUGUUGGUACAAAGGAGGGAAUCUUCAUAUGUGGAGGGAAUGGGGAGAUGAGUUAAGAUGCAUAUUUCUUCAGAAUAAUUAUUCUGAAAUAACAUCUUAAGAUAGACAUUAUAGUCUUAAGAUUGGACGUAUUGUUUAAUGUAGCAUGGAAGGAGCAUUAAAAUGUUACUGAUGUACUUUAAAUCCAUUUUAGCGAGGAGUCAGGAAGGCAGGAGAAUGCGUGUUGUCUUCAAAGGUGGACGAGACCUGACAGCCAGUUAAAAGUCUUAAAUGGUGCAUAUAUGAGCAUUAAGUAGCUUACUGGUAUCAGAAUGAUCAUUUCUGUCAAGCUUCACACAGAGCUGAUAGCAAAUGCCAAUUCUGAAUUAUUGUAAAUAAUUGAUUUUAAAAAUGUAUUUUUCUGUAAUAUAAAAUUAAAUAUUUAAAUUUGGGGGAACGGGAAUGAAGUUGGAAAGAGGAAUACUUUUACUUGAUUCUGGAAAAAAUGGGCAUUUUGCAGGGUCCAGCCAAAAUGAAAACAUUUAAUAUGCUAGUGAUAAGUUUUGAUUUUUUUUAAUUAUUAUUAUUAUUAAUUUUUAAAUGCUUGUGAGAGUAAAAAUACUCAGGCUUAGCUAUCGUUUCAUUGAAUUGUAUUGAAUUUACAUAGCGGUCUUUCCUUCCUCCAUAUUCUAUMCUGGUGGUGUCCCUUUUUGUUUAAAAACAAUUUCAGUUUGGCAUUCCACAAUAUUUAUGCAGAGUUAUAUUUAACUAGACUAGAUAAUGAAUGCCUUUAGAAAUGGAAGAAGUUCUAAUGUCAGGUGUUUUUCAUUAUUGCAGGGACAAAACUCUUUAGCACUAUGCUUUUUUGUUUCUAAAUUGAGAAAUAUCAAAAUACAAGGUAAYUGCAAAUAAAUCGGGUAACUUUUAUGGCUUGUGUUUCUGCAGAGCUUGAAAAUGGUAUCUUAGGAAUAUUCUUUGUAGCCCUGCUUUUACACUGUGUUGACUUGACUUUACAGGUGUGUGUGGGGGGUUUUCUUUCUUUUUUUUUUUCUUUUUCUUUUUCUGUUUUCUGUUUUCUAAUUAUGAUUUCACAGAACUAGGGCCUYCCCCUUCCCUGAUUAGCAGUGGAGGUGAGAUUACUAAAUAGCAGAAGAUCAACUGAAAGCUUAAGUUGCUGAAAGUGAACAUAACUACUUGUUUUUUCUCAGGUGUUAGAUUUUUUUCAGUUGAAAGUAGGUGAGAGAAAUACUUAGACUGUCUUCUCAUAUAUGUCAAUUUAAUGUAAAAUGCCCUUAUAAAUGUUUUCUUUGUUUAAGCCUGAGCAAGUCCAUUUGUGCCUGCCAAGCUUUAAAAACUCUUUUAGCUUUAGCAUAUAGAACCAAACUACUUUCUUGUUGACUGAUUUUUAAAUGCAGAAAAUUCCUGGUAGAGGCAGCAAGCAAAAUCACAGGAAGAUGUAGAACGAACUCUCCUUAAAGGCAGAUUUUCGAUGACACUAAUCUGAAGUAGGAGUAUAUGCCAGAAUAGAAUUUGGAGUAAGGAAUUUUGAAAUAUGAAUUAUGCCAUCUUGCUGUCUACGUGCCAUAUAAGAGGUCUUUUUUUCUGAUGAUCUUCGUUAUUUAUCUGUAUCUUACUGUUGGAACACAGACUUGGCUGGACCCAUGUAUAUUAUUUUGUCUUGUUUUCAUUCUUUCUCUAUUCUUCUUUCUCCCUUUGAUAUCAAAGUGGCUCUCCACUGUUGUGAGUUUACAUAAUAGUCUCUUCA
Molecule: messenger RNA, 5436 nt
Organism: Nothoprocta perdicaria
Lineage: Eukaryota; Metazoa; Chordata; Aves; Tinamiformes; Tinamidae
Gene: KDM7A
Product: lysine demethylase 7A
Exons: 20
Coding region: 28-2784 (918 amino acids)
Biological process (GO): regulation of transcription by RNA polymerase II; protein demethylation
Molecular function (GO): histone demethylase activity; transcription coregulator activity
Source: RefSeq, a predicted model, not a curated record